Paraglomus occultum is the source of this 945-nucleotide messenger RNA. Lineage: Eukaryota; Fungi; Glomeromycota; Glomeromycetes; Paraglomerales; Paraglomeraceae. The record is from the annotation of a GenBank genome assembly.
AUGCAUAGAGAGGCACUUUGUCAGCACAUCAGACUACAGCCCGGUAGAAAAUACAUCAAGGGCCCAACUACGAUCACAUUACCUUUCCGAUUUUACACUACGAAUAUCCCCACAAAUGAUCCAUCCACUGAUACAAAGAAAAAAGGCUACUUUGCGCGCGCCAAGGAAAUGGCGAUAUUUUAUAAGAAUGGAAUAAAGCAGCUUUUCGCAAAUUACAGAUUAUCCGCUGCUCUGGUACGAAAAUUUCGCAAAGAGUUUUCCGAUUUGAAUCGGAGAGAAAUUCAACUGAUCAGGACAACGCGGAGAGAUAUGAAACGGUUACUUCCAUUUGGUCUGAUGUUAAUUAUCAUUCCGGAAGCUAUACCGUUUGUCAUCUAUUUUGCACCGGGGUUGAUACCAAGCACGUGUAUUCUACCUGCACAAUUGGAAAAGCGUAGACGGAAAAUCCAUGAAACUCGACAGGCUAUAUACGAUAAAAUGCUUGCAAUAUCAGAUGGUGGGAUAGCCAGAAGAGAUUUCCAAGACAUAUCAAGCGUCGUACGAUUGAGUCGUCAGAUAGGCGAUAAACUAUAUUUCGCGAAAUUUCCCAGGCAGCUCUUGGUUGACUUUUGCAGGUUUAUGGGAUUGAGUCGGUUUGGUACAAAGAAGAUGCUAAAACGUAGAUUAGAGAAUCAUCUCGAUUACCUGUUUGGCGAUGACAUGCUAAUUGCAAAGGAAGGAAUAAAAACAUUGACACUCGAUGAACUUAGGCAAGCAAGUGAGGAACGAGGAAUUAAAUCUAUUGACGUUCCCGAUAACCACUUGCGCUUAGCGCUAAAACAUUGGAUCACAUUGCAUUUGCAUCAGAACCCAGAAAUACAGGAUGAACUACUACUAUUCAGUAGGACACUCUUGUACAAUGCAAAAUAUCAACAACGAAACUCGGACGUAAUUGCCACGACCUGA